UAUACAUCCUACGCAAGGUUUGCUUGUGAUGAUAUAAAAAAGGAAACAUUAAUGGCAAAUGUUGAGAGGUGGAUAGAAGCAGAUGCUGGUAUUGAAGUAUUGUAAGCUUAAAUAUAAAUGAUACAGGUUUUAUGAAGUUCUCAGGAGUACAAUCAUGAUUAUUGUUUGAGCUGUGUGCUCUUCUGCGCCAAACCAACCCCCCUUUCUUUGCAUUUACACACAACCCAUAUACUGUCGUUUUCCAACUUUCUUUCUUUCUUCUUCAACCUUAUACAUAAGAGUUUCUUGGCCCUGAAACUUUUUGUGUUUUUUUCCAGUAAAAGCUCUUAUUCCAGAUACAGAAAAUUAGGGUUCUUGUUCUUGCUUUCUGGGCAUGCAUUGAGUUCAUGAAAAAAUGGUUAUUAGAUUCAGCAAUCUGUAUUCAAGACUUGUAUUCUUGCUUCUUUUCUUUGUUCUUUUCUUCAACAAUGGUAGAUCUGUUUGGGGUAUGAAUUACACCAAGUAUAGAAAAGUAGGAACCUUGAGACUUUCAAGGAUUCAGAAGCAUUUGGAUAACCUCAACAAGCCUCCCGUUUUAUCCAUUCAGAGCCCAGAUGGAGAUAUUAUUGAUUGUGUUCAUAAAAGAAAACAACCAGCAUUCGAUCACCCCCUCCUCAAAACCCACAAAAUCCAGAGAGUGCCACCAAAAAUGCCAACGGUGAAAUCAAUGGUGAAAACACAGGAGGAAGAUCCUAGUGGCAAAUCUGCAAAUAUUAGUCAAAAUGAAGGGUAUAUAAGAAGAGAUGCGUGGCAAAUGUGGCACCAAAAUGGUAAAAAGUGUCCCAAAGGGACAGUUCCGGUGCGACGGAGCACGGUGCACGAUGUUCUGAGAUCAAAUUCCCUAUAUGAUUUUGGCAAAAAACGACGUAGUAAUGCACCACUUGCGAGACGUGCUGAUGCACCUGAUGUGGUUAGUGGAAACGGGCAUGAGCAUGCAAUAGCAUACACAGGAACAUCAAGUGAGAUUUACGGGGCAAAAGCGACAAUAAACGUGUGGGACCCAAAGAUAGAAGUGAUUAAUGAGUUCAGUCUUUCCCAGAUUUGGGUUCUUUCCGGGUCUUUCGAUGGCUCUGAUCUCAAUAGCAUUGAAGCUGGAUGGCAGGUCAGUCCGGAACUUUAUGGUGACAGUAGACCUCGAUUAUUCACUUACUGGACGAGUGAUGCAUAUCAAGCAACCGGAUGUUACAACUUGUUAUGUUCAGGAUUCAUACAGACCAAUAGCCGAAUCGCUAUUGGUGCUGCUAUUUCCCCGCUAUCUGAAUUCGAAGGAAGCCAAUUUGAUGUUACCAUAGUCAUUUGGAAGGAUCCAAAACUUGGGAAUUGGUGGAUGGGGUUCGGAGAGAACACACUAGUAGGGUAUUGGCCGGCAGAGCUAUUCACACAUCUUGCUGAUCGAGCAACAAUGGUGGAAUGGGGAGGUGAGGUCGUGAAUUCACGAGCAAAUGGUGAACACACAUCCACUGGAAUGGGGUCGGGUCAUUUUGCAGAAGAUGGGUUUGGAAAAGCAAGCUAUUUUCGAAACCUAGAGAUAGUUGAUUCAGAUAACAGUCUUAUCUCAGCUCAUGAUAUAUCGACUCUAGCCGAGAACAACAAUUGUUAUAACAUUAAAAGCUCUAGCAGCAGUCAAUGGGGCACUUACUUUUACUAUGGUGGGCCUGGAAGAAAUGAUCAAUGCCGAUGACACUCACAAAGUCACAAUAUCUUUUUAUUUUAGUUUUAUUCUUUUUUUUUUUUUUUUUGGAAAAAUCU
This is a messenger RNA of Lactuca saligna, 1788 nucleotides long. The record is from the annotation of a GenBank genome assembly. Lineage: Eukaryota; Viridiplantae; Streptophyta; Magnoliopsida; Asterales; Asteraceae.